Molecule: messenger RNA, 5441 nt
Organism: Anguilla anguilla (European eel)
Lineage: Eukaryota; Metazoa; Chordata; Actinopteri; Anguilliformes; Anguillidae
Product: trichohyalin-like
Exons: 3
Coding region: 1921-3450 (509 amino acids)
Source: RefSeq, a predicted model, not a curated record
GCACACAAACCAUUCACAUCUAUGGGCAAUUUAGUGUCUUUGAACUGUACCAGAGUACCCUGAGGAAACCUAUGUGUACACAGGGAGCACGUGCAAACUCCACACAGAAAGGCCCAGGCUGCAUUCAAACCCAGAACCUUCUUGCUGUCAGGCAACACUGCUACCAACCGCACCGCCUGCCAAGCAUCUUCAUGCAUUCAAAAAAUAAUUAUAUUUUGGUUGAGAAAAAACCUUCCACUUCCACUGUGUUUGAGCUUCUGUCACUUUCUUAGAGAACAGAGUAAUUCAGACUGUUCACUCUCAAGGGUUACUUUUCAGAAGAGACCAGAAUUAUGACUGUAAUAAAAAUAGUUCUAGAAUACUAGACAUUUUAUUUUUGGCUAUGUCAUUUUCAGGCUUGAGUUAAAUUUUUUUUAUAAAGAAUCUAAAAAAUUUCUAUUAAAAAAAAUAAUUACAGAGAUAGAACCGAGGGUUUGAUUGAUUAACAGUUUUUUUUUUUGUAGUGAAAACUGAAUGAAUGCAAGGGGAAAAAAGUACAGACAAAAAGAAAUAUUUUGACUAUAUUGUUACCAUUGACUUACAUUGAAAGGGGUGGCUGUAUGUACUGGAGCCAACUGCUCUGGCGCUUGUGUGCAACAUAUCUCAACAAGACCAGGAAGUGUGCUUCAAAAACAAAGCCCAGUUUUGGCCGCUUGUUGUUUGACUCAAAUUUUGUACAUGAUGUAAGAAAAUUCAACACUCUUCCGAUCAUGACAAAGAGCUGAUAAAGUUCAUUCAAAGUAUGGAAGCAGUGACAGUGAGACAGUGAUAAGAUCUUGCAAAGCUUUCACGCACAAGUGCUUCAAAGGGUUUGUGGAGUCAACUGAACAACCUUAUUAGGACUGAAUGGCUUUAAAUACCUUUUAUGAGACAUUGCUUUCUGGGGUGAGAAACAGAAAUGCAUGUUUAAAAUAAUGUGAUUUGAUGUAAGUAAGCUGGUGCCUGGCCUCAAUAAAUCAAUCAGUCUGCCAAUCGAUAGGUUGUCCUAUGUUCCAGCGGCCAAGCCAGGAAACAGACUAUUGUAGCGUUAAUAAAGUCUCCUUGUUUGGAAUAGUUUCUGAUUACCCACUCCCAGUUGCUGUUCUAUAACUGUGUAUCGUGACAAUUAGUGACGAGUUCUGGCUUAUGCUAAUGAGCUGCAUUGUCCUGAUGAUAAAUGACCAAAACUAUCUGGGUGGCAGCAUGGUUGAUUUGCCAGAGUUUGAGACUUGAGAGGAUAAUUUUACAGAAGCUUCCAAAGAAAGUUCUUGUUUGUUUUUGGUUCGUAUGAGUAUGUGUGAGAUCAUUUCCUGUGCCAUUAAAAUACACAGAGGUGUGUAGGGAGCGGAAACGAUAUGAGACAUCAGCUGCAAGCAUGAGAGUAUUGUUAGCAUAGAGUAGGUAUGUGAGAGGAUACAAAAGUGUAAUAGGUGGGAUUAACACCAAGCUUCAUGGAUGUGCAAAAUUAAACACCAGAUAGUCCUAAAUAUUACGGAUUAUAAAGCCUUGGCUCAAAUAUAUGGCAAAUGUUGAUGAUGGUCAUUUUGAUGGUUUUCGGGUGUUACUGAAUCUCUGUUUUCACUAGUUGUGUCAUGCUAAUUUUCCCGUCUCACCUUCACGUCCUCUUCAGCUUCCUUCCUCCUCCACAGCACCUGAACCCCCAAAAAAUCCUCUUGUGUCCAUGUCUGUCAUGUACAAGAAUUACAACUGACAGGUGGAAAGUCCCAAUAUCUGUAUGGUCAUAGUCAUAUAUAGAGCCCUCACUAACUUAUAGCCUGACCAUCUUCCUGUCAUGUCACAGCAGUAUCUGGCCUGAGCUACAAUGCUACAGACCACACGAACACUCACAAAGUAGGCACAAAGCAGAGACAACGGAAAGAACCUUCUUUGGCAGUUCAGACAAUGGAUGCAUCGGCAGUCUCAAACAGUUCAGAGGGUUCUUACACUGGACUUGUUUAUUCAGACCGUGCUGUGUACAGUGUGAUGGGACACACCUCACUCAACAGCCCAAGAGCUCAGCACACCGAGAGAAGCGGACAAAGCUCGCAUCCCUACAGACUGGCUGCAGUGUGUCUGGGGCUGCUGUGUGCUCUCUUACUGGCUGCCACAUCAGUCCUGUGUGUCCUCUACCUGAUGGAGCAUGGAGCCAAUAAAAUCAUAAAUGAAGAGAAAGACCAGCUACAGAGAGACUACAAUCUCCUGAAACAAGAGAAAGACCAGCUACAGAGAGACUACAAUCUCCUGAAACAAGAGAAAGACCAGCUACAGGGAGACUACAAUCUCCUGAAACAAGAGAAAGACCAGCUGCAGACAGACUACAACAGCCUGAAACAAGAGAAAGACCAGCUACAGAGAGACUACAACCACCUGAAACAAGAGAAAGACCAGCUCCAGAGAGACUGCAAUCUCCUGAAACAAGAGAAAGACCAGCUACAGAGAGACUACAAUCUCCUGAAACAAGAGAAAGACCAGCUACAGAGAGACUACAAUCUCCUGAAACAAGAGAAAGACCAGCUGCAGACAGACUACAAUCUCCUGAAACAAGAGAAAGACCAGCUGCAGACAGACUACAACAGCCUGAAACAAGAGAAAGACCAGCUACAGAGAGACUACAACCACCUGAAACAAGAGAAAGACCAGCUCCAGAGAGACUGCAAUCUCCUGAAACAAGAGAAAGACCAGCUACAGAGAGACUACAAUCUCCUAAAACAAGAGAAAGACCAGCUACAGAGAGACUACAAUCUCCUGAAACAAGAGAAAGACCAGCUACAGAGAGACUACAAUCUCCUAAAACAAGAAAAAGACCAGCUACAGAGAGACUACAAUCUCCUAAAACAAGAGAAAGACCAGCUACAGAGAGACUACAACCACCUGAAACAAGAGAAAUGCCAGCUACAGAGAGACUACAAUCUCCUAAAACAAGAGAAAGACCAGCUCCAGAGAGACUGCAAUCUCCUGAAACAAGAGAAAGACCAGCUACAGAGAGACUACAAUCUCCUAAAACAAGAAAAAGACCAGCUACAGAGAGACUACAAUCUCCUAAAACAAGAGAAAGACCAGCUCCAGAGAGACUGCAAUCUCCUGAAACAAGAGAAAUGCCAGCUACAGAGGGACUACAAUAGCCUGAAACAAGAGAAAGACCAGCUACAGAGAGACUACAAUAGCCUGAAACAAGAGAAAGACCAGCUACAGAGAGACUACAACAGCCUGAUACAAGAGAAAGACCAGCUACUGAGAGACUACAACCACCUGAAACAAGAGAAAGACCAGCUACUGAGAGACUACAACUGCCAGAAACAAGAGAAAGACCAGCUACAGAUAUACUACAACUGCCUGAAACAAGAGAACGGCCAGCUACUGAGAUACUACGGUGCAGGAUUGAGCAGAGUCUCCUGUUGCAUCCAGUACUACCCCUUCAGAUGUUUUGUUUGAUUUUUAUUGAUUUCAGGUACAUGUCUUUCCUGUGUUACAUUUUUCUCCUGUAUCAGAGGAGCAAAGCUCAUCGGCUAAGAUGCUCAUAAAUAACACAGCAGAUGAAGCGUAAAAAAAAUUUUUUCAUGCAUUUUUAAAGACAAAAUGUGUUUCGCUGCAUUCAGUAGUUGUGGAUCAGAUACUUGUAUCCACACUAUGCAUCUGAAAAUGCAUUUGCAUUUUGUGCAAUUCUUUUUUGCAAUUCUCAAUGUCAAUAAAAUAAUAAUGUUCAUUACAGCCACACUGACUGUAGAAGGUAGAUUUAUGCCCAAAUGUGUAUGAUGUAAAGCUGUAUUAUGUGUCUGCAUUACACUGUAUCAAUAGCAGCAGAGUGUUUGCCUUUUAGCCUGUUAAACAUUUCAUGUUGCCCCUGUGAAAUAGUUUCGUGUUUGUUUACGCUUCCGCAUAUCAGAGUUAAGUUUAAAUAAAUGACAAAAUGUUUUAUAGUGUUACUAUUUUGCCUUGUUCUUUCCUAAAAAAGAGAAUUUAAAAAACAUUUUGUCAUUUCAUUGAGUAAUUAAAGCAUUGAAAAGCCAUACUCGUUAUUUAACCUCAUUAUUGAAAGGACGUUUGGAUUUCUGUGUCUCUGGAGAAAAUGUAUUCAGAUGGAAGUCAACUAAGUACAUGCAGUAGUGAGCAGAUUAUUCUAGUCAAUGUUUGAGGUAAUUUCCUGUGUACUGUUUUUAAUGUUGCUUUCCAGUUUGGAGAUAACACAGUUUAGCGUGAGAUUAAUCAUCAUAGCAUCGCAAUAAAAAGCAAAAAUGUUUGAAAAUCAUUUUAUAAUGCAUUCAGUCAUAUUUAAUACAGUGUAUGACAUCAUAAAACUGCAGCCUUUACAGGUUAGCACAACAUAUAAUAACAUUAAGAGGUUUCAAUCAUCAAACUCUUUGGAGGAUUUGUCCAUUUUGGGGCCCAAUCAUAGCUCAGUUUUGGAGCCACCAAAACUCCCCUGUCAGUGUGUGGACAAAGCCAUUUACUUUAAAAGUUACAGUGCAUUGCCGUAUAUUUUGUCAUAUUGCCCAAAUGCAUUGUUUGUUUUUUGACUUAGAGGAAGACGUCUACACUGUCCAUUAAAACAGUCUUUUAACCUGAGCAUAGUGUGCUCCAGUGUUCCUUAUUUUGGACCAGUCCCCGAGAAGUGUGUGUAAAAUGUACUUAUAUAUUAAUUAAAAUAUUUUAUCUAAAUGUGAGAUGUCAUGACUCAAUUUACUUCAUAAGUUUUUAUAUAUGCGUAAAAGACCCAGCAGCAAAAAUAUACCAGCAGCAUAUUUUUGAGUACAUUGUGAAGACAAUGUACUCAAGUCACAGGAACAUAUUAGGAUUGGAAAAGAAAAGACUCACACGCUUGCUUGAUGCUCCAAAAAAUGGGAUAAUAGUAUUUAUUUACCCAUGAGAAUGGUUAACAUAAUAAUUAAUUAAUUAAUAAGAGCGAGUGGGCAAGUCUUUUCUUUUCCAAUCCUGAGUGUUCAUUUAAGACGGAGUAAAUCCAAAAAUAAAGAAUCAUAACCACCAUGUUGACUGUAUAGAUUUGUAUGUUUUUUGUGUAAACCUGAAAUAAGCAGCUGUGGCUAGCUGUGCAUUCAAGGUGCGUCUGCAUUACACAGACUCCAGGGCAACAGAGCGCUUGACCUGUUAAACACGGCCCUCUGUCCCAGUCAGAUAGUUUUUGUCAGUUUGCUUAUUCAUCUGUGCAUCAGUCUGAUGCUGAAAUAAAUUUCUAUUUUAUAGUCUGACCAUUUAUCAUCCAUUUCUUCCUUCCUUGACCCCAGUAUUCCCUCACAUAAAGAAAAAAACAUUAUUUACUGUUUAUGUUGAGCAGUUUAAACAUCAAGAAAAAACCAUAGAAGUGCCUUUUGACUUUGGGUGUAUCUAGAUUAAGUUUACCAACAGCCAGUUAGAUCAGUCACUAUUUGUGAGGUGACUUCCGGUGUACCACUUCACACACUGCUGUC